AUGGUGUGUAUCAGAAUCUUGAAUGUUAACGAACGUUUUGUAACAGAAUCCUACAAUACUACAAACGUUCUGUUUCAAAAUCUUACGAUAUUACAAUCUUUCUGUAUACAAAAUUACAUUCUAUCUGUAUCAGAAUCUUACAAACUUUCUGUUUCAGAAUCUUACAAUAUUACAUACUUUCUGUUUCAGAAUCUUACAAUUUUACAAUCAGUCUGUAUCAGAAUCUUACAAUAUUACAAUCAGAAUCUUACCAUCUUUCUGUUUCGGAAUCUUACAAUAUUACAAUCUUUCUGUUUCAGAAUCUUACAAUAUUACAAUCUUUUUGUAUCAGAAUCUUACAAUCUUUUUGUAUCAGAAUCUUACAAUAUUACAAUCUUUCUGUAUCAGAAUCUUACAAUAUUACAAUCUUUUUGUAUCAGAAUCUUCAAUAUUACAAUCUUUUUGUAUCAGAAUCUUACAAUAUUACAAUCUUUCUGUAUCAGAAUCUUACUAAAUUACAAUCUUUCUGUAAAAGAACAGAAUCUUUCUGUAUCAGAUCAGAAUCUUUCUGUAUCAGAUCAGAAUAUUUUUGUAUCAGAUCAGAAUCUUUCUGUAUCAGAUCAGAAUCUAUCUGUAUCAGAAUCUUUCAAAUUACAAUCUUUAGGUGUUAGAGUUUUACAAUAUUACAAUCUUUCUGUAGCGGAAUCUUACAAUAUGACAAUAUUACAAUCUUUCUGCAGCAGAAUCUUACAAUAUUACAAUCUUUCUGUAGCAGAAUCGUACAAUAUUACAAUCUUUCUAGUUUUACAAUAUUACAAUCUUUCUGUAGCAGAAUCUUACAAUAUGACAAUAUUACAAUCUUUCUGUAGCAGAAUCUUACAAUAUUACAAUCUUUCUGUAUCAGAAUCUUACAAUAUUACAAUCUUUCUGUAUCAGAAUCUUACUAUAUUACAAUAUUACAAUCUUUUUGUAGCAGAAUCUUACAAUAUUACAAUCUUUCUGUAUCAGAUCAGAAUCUUUCUAAUCUUACAAUAUUACAAUCUUUCUGUAUCAGAAUCUUACAAUAUUACAAUCUUUCUGUAUCAGAAUCUUACUAUAUUACAAUAUUACAAUCUUUUUGUAGCAGAAUCUUACAUUACAAUCUUUCUGUAG
Messenger RNA from Lottia gigantea (owl limpet), 1131 nucleotides. RefSeq lists its product as hypothetical. Bases 1 to 1131 code for a protein of 376 amino acids. The record is from RefSeq and is a predicted model, not a curated record. The transcript has 3 exons. NCBI's taxonomy places the organism in Eukaryota, Metazoa, Mollusca, Gastropoda, Lottiidae.